Molecule: messenger RNA, 3759 nt
Organism: Pestalotiopsis fici W106-1
Lineage: Eukaryota; Fungi; Ascomycota; Sordariomycetes; Amphisphaeriales; Sporocadaceae
Exons: 2
Coding region: 1-3759 (1252 amino acids)
Cellular component (GO): plasma membrane
Molecular function (GO): calcium-activated cation channel activity
Source: RefSeq, a predicted model, not a curated record
AUGUCGACCUCACUCAACACAACGGACCCUAGUGCGGGCACUGCUGAGAAGUCCGAAGGCAUUAGUUUGGUCGCCUUUUGUACAUCUCUGGCGGCUGCUUCUAUAUCUUUCGGCGUCCAGACAGCUCUGUUCCUGCUUUUGCGGCAAAAGUUGGCCAGAAUUUUCAAGCCCAAGACUUAUCUCGUACCCGAACGCGAACGGACGGAUCCGCCACCAGAAAGUCCAUGGGGUCUAGUAAAUGCGCUCAUGCGCUUCAAAGACCGGGAGAUUAUGAACAAGUGCGGCCUCGAUGCCUACUUCUUUCUGCGCUACUUACAGACAUUAUUGAUCAUCUUUAUUCCCAUGGCUGUCAUCAUCAUUCCUAUUCUGAUCCCGAUCAACUACGUUGGCGGCAUUGGCCAGGAUGUUACAAUCAACACUACCGACACCGAUAACUCUAACAAUGCAAACGUUACCGGACUGGACACACUUGCUUGGGGCAAUGUGCGAUCGACUAAGACUCACCGCUACUGGGCUCAUCUCAUCUUGGCCGUUAUGGUCAUUCUUUGGGUGUGCGGCGUGUUUUUCGCCGAGAUGCGAGUCUUCAUCAAGAUCCGCCAGGACUGGCUCACAACAGCCGAACAUCGUCUACGGGCUUCGGCAACGACUGUCCUGGUUAGCUCCAUCCCAGACAAGUGGAUUUCCGAGGAAGCUCUGCGAGGUCUAUUCGACGUGUUUCCUGGCGGCAUUCGAAACAUUUUCCUCACACGUGACUUGACGCCGCUGCUGGAGAAAAUCAAGCAGCGUGACAAGAUUCACAAAAAGCUUGAAGGUGCUGAAACAGAGCUGAUCCGUGAGUGCAAAAAGAACCAGCUCAAGAAAAGAGAGGCCGAGGAAAAGAAAGCGCGAAGAGAGACCAAGACCAAGAGACCGACCAAGGUGGAGAAGGCACAACGACAACAAGCAGAAGAUGCUGCUGCCAAGCUGCAAGCCGAGAGUGGUGCUGGCGCCAGUAGCGGCGAUCACCACGAGGUUCCUCACGAUAUCCACCAAGGACUAGAAGAAGCACACGAGAUUGAAGAGCAGAGCGGUGAACAUCACGAUGCCAACGAGGGCCGUCCAUCUCGCGACGAAGGUGGUAUUCUGGGCAUCCCGGUCUUGGGCACCGGACUAUCUAAGUUGACACACGGUUUUGGCCGAGGAGCUGAUGCUGUGGGCAGGACGGGGCAGGGAAUCUUGGGCGGUGCCAGAAAUGUCGCUGGUCAGCUUGACCAUCAGAUUGAGACGACGAAUGGCUUUGUGACGACGAUAGCACCAUUCAGGCCUUCAAACGACCGCCGCCAUGUUAGACUCCCUAGUGGCGAGGACUAUCCCCGGCCAUCUACUGCUUACUCUGAAACGCACAGAGACAUGUACAAUGCGCCCACCAACACAACCGCUUCGGCGCCCCUUACGCAUUCGCGAAACGUGUCGGUCAACUCUCAGGGAAAUGCUACCAACAAGGACAGUAUCGAGAUGAGGAAUUUUGGCAACACGACUCGAAAGGCUAGCAACCUGGACGACAUGUAUAUCAAUGAGAAAGCUCGAUGGUUUCAGUUCUGGAAGCCUCCAUCUGGCGGGUUCGCUUCGCCCAUCCCCCAGCGUGCCGAUGAUGUCGAGUUUCCUUUUGAGGAAAAGUCUGGCUGGCAAAAAUUCAAAGAUUCCCUUCCUUUCAUCGGAAAAAAGGAUGAGGAAGAACCGUAUGAAUAUGCCAAGGCGUACGACGACGAGUUCAAAGACGAUGGCGGCGAGGGCCAGCCUGAGUGGGAGAAGUGGAUGAAGAAAAAGGAUCGACCGACUCAUCGUCUGGCAAGAUUCGACUGGACACCCGAUUUUCUUCCAGGGCUUCCCUUCAUAAGCAAAAAGGUGGACACCAUUUAUUGGUGCAGAGAGGAGCUAGCCCGACUGAACCUUGAGAUCGAGGAGGACCAAAAGCACCCGGAGCGUUUCCCCUUGAUGAGAUCUGCCUUUAUUCAGUUCAAUCACCAGGUUGCUGCUCACAUGGCCUGCCAAAGUGUGAUCCAUCACGUACCUCGCCAGAUGGCCCCACGAACAGUCGAAAUCUCGCCAAACGACGUUAUCUGGGAUAACAUGGCCAUGAGUUGGUGGUCCGAAUGGCUCCGCACUGCUGUUGUUAUUGUUGUUGUCGCUGGCAUGAUCAUUCUCUGGGCAAUUCCUGUCUCGUUCACCUCGACAAUCUCGCAGAUCGACUCGCUGAUCGACACGUAUCCUUGGCUCGGUUUUUUGAAGGAUAAUGAAGUUGUGUACAAGGCUGUUCAGGCUCUUGCCGGUGUUCUUCCCGCCGUUCUGCUGGCUGUUCUACUUCUCCUUGUUCCCAUCAUCAUGGAUCUGCUCGCAGGCUUUAAAGGAGCCAAGACCGGAUCCCAAAAGACGGAAACAGUGCAGCUCUUCUACUUUCCUUUCCUGAUUGUCCAGGUCUUCUUUGUGGUUUCACUGGCGUCUAGCAUUACGAAUGUUUUAGGCGACUUGGCCCAAGACCCAGGCAGCAUUGCAGAUGUUCUGGCCACGUCGCUACCGAAGGCGGCCAACUAUUUCUUCUCAUACAUGAUUCUGCAGGCUCUGAGUACAAGCGCGGGUACCUUGCUGCAGGUUGGCGCCCUCAUCAACUGGUACAUCAUUGCCAAGAUUACCAAUAACACUGCACGGAACAAGUGGACCACAAACACGAAACUUCCAAGUGUCAAAUGGGGCUCGUUCUUCCCUGUCUACACCAACUUUGCUUGCAUUGGUCUCAUUUAUUCGGUUAUAGCACCGUUGAUCUCGAUAUUCGCAAUUAUCACGUUUAGUUUGCUGUGGAUUGCUCAUCGAUACACCAUGCUGUACGUCAACCGGCUGACAGUUGAUACUGGUGGCGUUCUGUACCCACGAGCGCUCAACCAAACAUUCACUGGGCUCUACGUCAUGGAGAUUUGCCUCAUUGGAUUGUUCUUCAUAGUACAGGACGAAUUCGGCAAAUUGGCGUGCACGCCACAAGCAAUUAUCAUGAUUGUGGUGACAAUCUUGACAGCCCUUUACCAGUAUCUACUCAACUACUCAUUCGGCCCGCUUUUCCGUUACUUGCCCAUCACAUUUGAGGACGAAGCUGUCCUUCGAGAUGAGGCAUUCCAACGAGCACAAGACCGUCGUUUGGGAUUGAUCGAAGAAAGCGAAGAUGGCGAGGUAUCCGACAAGGAGAGACUGGCAGCUCAUCCUCAUCGUGGUAGCCUCCAUCAAAACGGCAUGGAUGGAGCAGGAGAGAAGCACCGCAAGGGUAAUAAGUUUACAAACUUUGCGCCUGUGAAGGGUCUUACGCACGCAGGAUCACUGGCCAUAAGAGGCACCAAAGUGAUCAAGGAUCAAACCUAUGGCAGAGCUGAGCAAAGCGUCAAAACUGCGACCAAAUACAGAGAAGAACGCCGGAAGAAGGAUUUGGAAGCUCAACGCGCGAUUGGCGAAGCGCUCUAUGGUGGUUACCACGACGAAAUCGAGGAUUUGACCCCAGAAGAGAGAGAUGUGCUUGUACAGCACGCAUUCAAGCACGAAGCUCUUCGUGCUCGCCGUCCUACUGUCUGGAUUCCAAUGGACGAUCUGGGCAUCAGCGAGGAUGAGAUCAAUCGCACGAAUCAAUUCAGCGACCACAUCUGGAUCUCGAAUGAGGGUACUGCUCUGGACAGCAAGGUCCGCGUGGUGUACGGCAGAGCGCCACCCGACUUUAGCGAGCUGGACCUGAUCAACCUGUAG